Messenger RNA from Panicum virgatum (switchgrass), 1047 nucleotides. Its product is annotated as putative disease resistance protein RGA4. Gene Ontology annotation, molecular function: ADP binding. Gene Ontology annotation, biological process: defense response to other organism. The transcript has a single exon. Bases 1 to 1047 code for a protein of 348 amino acids. The record is from RefSeq and is a predicted model, not a curated record. NCBI's taxonomy places the organism in Eukaryota, Viridiplantae, Streptophyta, Magnoliopsida, Poales, Poaceae.
AUGGCCGCCGUGGCGGAUGCGUUCGCGUCCAAGCUAAUGGGGAUCCUUCAGGGUAUGGCAAAGGAAGAAGUGGAGAUGCUCUUGGGCGUUCCCGGCGAGAUCGCAAAGCUGGAGACAACCCUCGGUUAUAUCUCUCCCAUCCUGGCCGACGCCGAGCGGAGGCGCAUCCGCGAUUCGGCUGCGGAGAGGUGGAUGAGGGAGUUCAAGGAUGCCAUGUACGACGCCGAUGACAUCCUUGACCUCUGCCAGAUCCUGGAGGGUGGAGAAGAACCCAUGUUGGCUAGGCGUAGGUACAUCCCAGUGUUCUCCUGCUUCAGCAACCAAGUCAUUCCACACCAGAUCGGGAUGAGAAUCAAGGCGCUCAACCAGAGGCUAGAAGAUCUUGCGAAGAUGAUCCCUAGAUUUGGAUUCAUUAUUAGCCAAGCAACCAGCUCCACCUCCACGACCACGAGGGAUUCCACCUACUCUGGGUCCGACUUCCGCCGGGAAACUAUACUGGUAUCGGAUAUUAUUGGAGAGAAGAUUGAUGAAGACAGAAGGAAACUUUGUGAUCUGUUGGUCAACGAGAUGGAUGCUCCAACAAGAUCAGUAAUCGACAAUGUUGUCGUUGUUGCUAUAACUGGUGCCGCUGGGAUAGGAAAAACCACCCUUGCUCAGAUGGUUUUCAACGACCGAAUAGUACAAGAACACUUUGAAGUGAAGAUCUGGUUGAGCGUAACUCGGGAGUUCCGCAAGAUUCGCCUUCUACGACAAUGUAUAGCUUAUGUCGACGGAAUCGCAGAUGACGUCGAGGACACCAUUGGCGAGCUCGAGCAACGUUUGCAUCUGGCAAUGAGAGAAAAGAAAUUUUUAGUGGUGAUGGAUGAUGUGUGGAGCGGCGAGGCAUGGCAUAUACUUGGACUACCACUUGCUCCUGGAAGCAGAGUGUUGGUAACCACAAGGAACGAUACAGUUGCUCGUGAGAUGGGAGCACAACACCUUCACCGAGUUACCACGCUGGAUCCGGAUGACAGUUGGUUAUUACUGAAGAAGCAGGUCAGCGACUAG